Lentinula edodes (shiitake mushroom) is the source of this 495-nucleotide messenger RNA. RefSeq lists its product as uncharacterized. Bases 1 to 495 code for a protein of 164 amino acids. The transcript is spliced from 2 exons. NCBI's taxonomy places the organism in Eukaryota, Fungi, Basidiomycota, Agaricomycetes, Agaricales, Omphalotaceae. The record is from RefSeq and is a predicted model, not a curated record.
AUGCCCAGUUAUUACCCUUCACAAGGCUCACAUGUAUCCCAUCAUCAUCAUGAACCAGUUAUCUACACGUCAAGUCAUCACUCUCAUGGCGUACCAUACGUCCCCAGCGGAAGUCAGCAGUAUUACAGCCAGCCUUCCUACGGUGGAGAGAAUGUAGUCUAUGUUCCAACUCAUAGCAGUAGUCAUGGCCAUGGUCACCGCUCUCAUCAUUACAGCACAGCGCCCGUAACUGUGUACGCUGCUGAGGAUGGGCAUCGGCAUCAUCGUCGUUCUAAACAUCGUCCUCAUGCUACAUACACUACUGAUACUCGCCAUCUAACACUCGGUGAACGUAUCCGUCGUUUCUUUGGCUUUGGCCCCAAGCACCGUCAGUACAAGCACAAAUCGAGAAAUAGCUCUUGGGGAUUCCUUGGUCGGUCACGUCGACGACGAUACAUGGAUGCUCGCACGGGUGGCGAAGUUGACAGGCAUGGUAGGCCUGUUUACCGCGUUUGA